This is a messenger RNA of Pyrgilauda ruficollis (rufous-necked snowfinch), 944 nucleotides long. RefSeq names its product TLR adaptor interacting with endolysosomal SLC15A4 (gene TASL). Gene Ontology annotation, biological process: regulation of toll-like receptor signaling pathway. The transcript has a single exon. Lineage: Eukaryota; Metazoa; Chordata; Aves; Passeriformes; Passeridae. Bases 1 to 876 code for a protein of 291 amino acids. The record is from RefSeq and is a predicted model, not a curated record.
AUGCUGUCGGAAGGUUACCUUCAUAGAAUCACCUACCUUUGGGAAGACCUGAACCCUGCACUCUACGAGAGUUUGCCUGAUGAAGGGGUGUAUGAAAUGAGGUCCAUUAAUUAUUCUUCCACAGGAGAAGCACAAGGAAAAAGCCUCCUUCAGAGAUGCAGAUCUGCUGGCAAGUGCAUCUCCUCAGUCUGCUCCCGAGGUAGCAAGCACAGCAGAAGGCAGAAGGAUAAUCUCCCACAACCUGUCCAGCACCCAACACCCACAGGGCAGCCACCUCCAGCUACGCAUGUCUGUGGGGAGCUGACAAAAAAAGUCACCUACCUGGUUCCACCUUCCUGCAAGAGCAUUUGCAAGAACUACAACGAUUUGCACAUAGCUGGGGACUACGUGGUGCCGAUUAGCUCGGUCACCACAGAUUUCGCUUGUGACAGCGGCAUAGGCCCCUUCUUGGAGUCCUCAGAGAUCCCUCCCGCCAUGGAGUCUGUGAAGGCUCCCCCCUCGAGCGACACCGCGCGCAGGCCGGGCCAGGGCCACUCGUCCUGCUGGCGGCUGGCCAGCCUCGGGCCCCACCAGCAGCCCCUCUCCGACUCUGCCCUCAAUGACUACCUGGAGCAGAAGCUGCUGGAGCUGUACAAGCAGUACAUCAUGGACAGCACAGCAAACAGGGCAUCCCCCACCCAGAUCCUGGCCUCGGAGCUAAUCAUGACCAACGUGGAUCAAAUCAGCAUGCAGAUAUCACGGGAGAGGAACAUGGAGACUGUCAAGGCCAAAGACAUUGUCAUUAGCCGCUUCUUACAAAUAGCCAGUGGGAAAAUUUCCUCAGAAAUGAGCACACCUACUCUGCAUAUUUCCCAAUAUAGUCACAUUAAUGCUUAGUGUUUGAAUGUUAGAAAGUGUUUAUGUUCUUCAAAGUUGGUUUUUAGUUUAAGAUACUUCCUGCUUAA